Molecule: messenger RNA, 1202 nt
Organism: Zingiber officinale
Lineage: Eukaryota; Viridiplantae; Streptophyta; Magnoliopsida; Zingiberales; Zingiberaceae
Product: aquaporin NIP2-1-like
Exons: 5
Coding region: 22-915 (297 amino acids)
Biological process (GO): transmembrane transport
Cellular component (GO): membrane
Molecular function (GO): channel activity
Source: RefSeq, a predicted model, not a curated record
AACUGCUCGUCGGAGUACUCUAUGGCUUCCCAUUCCAACGAAAUCCAUGACAUCGACGUCGCCACCGCGCAAGACGGCUUCCACCUCCCAUCUGUGCCCCGUCGCCGGAGGCCUUUCAGAGACACCUUCCCUCCCUUUCUUGCCAGAAAGGUUGUUUCGGAGGUGAUAUCUACGUUUCUGCUGGUGUUCGUCACCUGCGGCAGCGGCGCACUCAGCAAGCGCAACCCGUCGCAGGUGUCGCAGCUGGGGGCGUCGGUCGCCGGAGGCCUGAUCGUGACGGUGAUGAUCUACGCCGUCGGGCAUAUCUCGGGGGCGCACAUGAACCCCGCCGUCACCUUGGCCUUCGCCGUCGCCCGGCACUUCCCAUGGGUUCAGGUUCCUUUCUACUGGGGAGCUCAGCUAACAGGUGCGACAGUUGGUUCUUUCAUCCUCCGUGGGCUGCUCCACCCCAUCACCGAUCUCGGGACGACCACGCCGUCGGGCGCCGCCGGGAAGGCCUUGGUGGCUGAGAUCAUCGUCACCUUCAACAUGAUGUUCGUCACACUUGCGGUGGCAACAGACACAAGAGCCGUAGGAGAGUUGGCUGGCCUGGCCGUAGGUUCUGCAGUUUGCAUCACUUCAAUUUUUGCAGGGCCCAUAUCCGGAGGAUCCAUGAACCCUGCGAGGACGCUGGGACCUGCGUUCGCGAGCAACAUCUACAGCUCUGUGUGGGUGUACCUCGUCGGACCUCCGAUCGGCACCAUCGCAGGCGCUUUAGCCUACAACUUCAUCCGACUACAAGGCCCAACCCUGUCGCAGUCGUCGCAGAAAGGCAGCCAGAAGUCCCCUUCCAUAAAAAUGCGUCGCAUGCAGAGGCAGGAGGAGGAGGAGGAGGAGGAGCCCCAUGUGGAUGACGAUGGCGAUGCUAGCUGUUGAUGGUAACUGUACGUCAAUUAAGUAAUUAAUUAGCGAAUAAUGCUAUUUAUGUAUCAUGUUAGUUAGUUAAGUAUCUGCAAUUUAGUGAUCUAAUUUUACACGUCGAAAACCAAAAACACAAGAGAUCGACCAAUUAACUUCCUCCAAAAACGCUUGCUAUUGCUGAUGGAAGGUUCAAAUUUAGAAGCUGAGUUCCGCCGUUUUCUGCGCCUGUCCGAUCACGAAUUCGCAACACUUGAGGACGAGGAAAAUCCUUGAUUUUUUUAGUCAUAUCCAUUCAAUUCGAU